Messenger RNA from Hippoglossus stenolepis (Pacific halibut), 2893 nucleotides. It is a transcript of the gene slc35a3a, whose product is annotated as solute carrier family 35 member A3a. NCBI's taxonomy places the organism in Eukaryota, Metazoa, Chordata, Actinopteri, Pleuronectiformes, Pleuronectidae. Bases 437 to 1423 code for a protein of 328 amino acids. Gene Ontology annotation, molecular function: UDP-galactose transmembrane transporter activity. The transcript is spliced from 8 exons. Gene Ontology annotation, biological process: pyrimidine nucleotide-sugar transmembrane transport. Gene Ontology annotation, cellular component: Golgi membrane. The record is from RefSeq and is a predicted model, not a curated record.
GAGCUUUGAUUGGAAACAAGAAGAAGAACCCUGUACACGGAAGUUCCCUUGAACUUUAUGCAUGUCAGAGAUCUUCUCCUACGCUCGCCUCUGCCUCGGUGUUUAAAUCCGGGUUUUGCUGUGACGGUGGGUGACAGCGGGAUGGCGGAGCGAGCUGUGGCGGUGUGUGGGAGAGCCCGGGCCGGCGGUGAGCUGGAAUGAGCGCACAUUAGAUCCGCGGAGCUCAGCGGUCAAUGGACACCAGGAGCUGAGGUGCAGCUGUUUGACACCUGGGUCCAGCCUCCAGUACCUGGACUGAGACAGAGACUGAGACUGAGACAGACAGAGCACAGGAGGUUUUUCCUCUAGAGACAUUUGGCUUCGUCUGUCAAGUUGCUGUCAAGGCACCAUUGAAGGAAGGCAGGAAAAAGAGGAGGCUACCAACCGACCUGUGGCCAUGGCUUCUUCCCGGCUGAAGUACCUGUCUCUGGGCGUGCUGGUGUUCCAGACCACCUCCCUGGUGCUCACCAUGCGGUACUCCCGCACCCUGCAGGCUGAGGGCCCGCGGUACCUGGCCUCCUCCGCUGUGGUGGCGGCCGAGGUCAUGAAGAUCAUCGCCUGUGUGCUGCUCGUCUUCAAGGAGCACAAUUACAGUUUAAGAGCUCUGAACAUCAUCCUGCGCCAGGAAAUCAUCCAAAAACCCAUAGAAACACUGAAGCUGGCGAUCCCCUCGGGGAUCUACACACUACAGAACAACCUGCUGUACGUCGCCCUGUCAAACCUCGACGCAGCCACAUACCAGGUGACAUACCAGCUGAAGAUCUUGACCACGGCUCUGUUCUCUGUGUCCAUGCUGGGCCGCAGGCUGGGCAUCUACCAGUGGCUCUCUCUACUCAUUCUUAUGGCAGGAGUGGCUCUCGUGCAGUGGCCCUCUGACUCUGCUGCUCCUGCAGCCAAAGAGGAGGAGGAACCGUCCACAGGCUUUAUCGGUGUGGCAGCCGUCCUGGUGGCGUGCUGCUCCAGUGGCUUCGCUGGCGUCUACUUUGAGAAGAUUCUGAAGGAGAGCAAACAGAGCGUGUGGGUCCGCAACAUCCAGCUGGGGAUGUUUGGUCUGGUGUUUGGCCUCUUUGGGAUGAUGGCUUACGACGGAGAGAGGGUGAAGGAGUCGGGAAUGUUCCAGGGCUACAAUAAAGUCACCUGGGCUGUUGUCGCGCUGCAGGCCCUAGGAGGUCUGGUCAUAGCAGCGGUCAUCAAGUAUGCAGACAACAUCCUCAAGGGCUUUGCUACGUCGCUCUCCAUCAUCAUGUCCACUGUCAUAUCGUACUUCUGGCUGCAGGACUUCGACCCCACUGGCGUGUUCUUCCUUGGGGCCAUUUUGGUCAUCAUGGCCACUUUCCUGUAUGGCUACGAGGGCAAGUCAUCCCCCAACCCCAGCAGGGCGUAGUAGGACAUUCACGGCUGACACCACCACAGCAGCUGGAGGUCCUGUUGAAGCGUGAAGACGAGGAGGAAAAGAGGACAGGGAUUUUAAAAAAAAAAAAAAAAAAAAAGAGGGGGAAAGGUCUUUAUCUUAUGUUGUGAUCGCCAAAAGGAGGAGCGGAGGAAUUGGAGGUGAGGAGGUAAGCAGGCUGGGACAGGAGAAGUGAAAAGGGAGAUUUAAAAAAAGCAAGCACAACACUGUGAUUGGUCUCAAACACCAAAAGUGCCUCAGCUGGAUGAGUAACCAGUGAGAGAAGUAAACUGGUGAAACAGGAUUGUAUGUUUUUCUGUCUUUCAUUAACUGCCGCUGUAGAGAUAAUCACGAAUCACCUCCAGAGCUGGAGAGACAUUCUCGACUGGACCGACUGAUUGUGUUUAAGAACCUGUUUGACUGCCACUCACUGAUACAUCCGAACAAUAAAAGAUUUUUAGAGGACAGACAGGCAGGAGUUUCUCAUUCUGCAGUACAACAUUUAGAUGUCGUGUGGAUGUAGCUGUCGGCUCGUUCACCUCACAGUUAUGAUAUCUAACAUUCUGACAGAUGAGUUGAUCCUUCCCAGCCGUUGCUUUCUCUAAACCUGUGUACGAUACUGCAGCAGUCUCAUGGUUUAGGGUGCGAAUGGUUGAGCUUAGCAUUGGAGCCGCGGAUGAGGUGGAUUUCUGUACAUCUGCCUCCGGGGCAAAAAACGAUCAAUCACACAAAGAUGUUGGCAUUGGAAGUCGUCAGAACCAGUGUUAUCUGAAUUAUGGUUCGCAUGGUGCCCUUUGUUCAGCUAUUUUUGGAAACAGUUUUUGUUGCCAGGCAACAUAUAGUCACUGAGGCGUCUUUGAUAACAUAUACAGAUCAGUGUGUAUGGCUCUGGUCUGUCUCUAAUCUGGGUGUGUGAAUAAAAUGAAUAAAUUAACUUGAUGCAGUUGGAGGUCGUAACAAGGAGGUGGAUUAUUAUUUAAUGACAGAAUUUUGACGUGAAAAGGACGUUUUGAUUAAUGUGGUAAUUUUUUACAACCUGAAAUGAUGUUAACCUUUGAUGUAAAUAUUGGCACCAUUUACAUCAUAAUGAAUUAAUAAAUCUAAAUUCAUUCUCUGUUUAACUUAUUCGUUAAUGAAUUAAACAAAAGUUUACAUGACUUUUCAAAGCAUCUGAUUAUCGACAUCCACCUCGUGUCCUGUGCUUGUGUAACUUUAUAUUCUGUUGAUUCGAAGAACAGGAAUCUAAACGUUACUGAAUGUGGCUCAGUAAAGUCUGAGCUAUUGAAACUGAUUACAUCAGAUUACCUACCUUACAUCGAAGGUUACCUGGGACUGUACACUUUGAUUGGAGUAUUUUGUCUUGAACUACUUAAUUUGGGAUAAAGCGGGUAUAAUUAAUAAUUCCAUGAUUUUAAUCACUGAUAUGUGAAUAUUUUAUAAAAGAAAAACUUUGAAUUCUUUGUA